GGCGUGACGUCACCUCGCGUCAUCGCCCGUCACCUUUCAUGUUUGCCAUGCUGUGUGUCUGAAUGAAGUCUGUUUAAUGUCUUUAGCAAUCUUAGACAGCGGUUUCCUUUUAAACAAUCGUUUGUGCCCGGAUUACGAUGUCUGUAAUAAGAUUUAUUCUAAAGACGGUGGUGGUUCUCGGGUUUCUGGUGUUGUCAGUUCAGUUUAUAAGGUACUGGAUGGCAAAUAAACAAUAUGUCUUUACAAAAGAAGAUGUUGCCAAGUUAGCAAGGCAGUAUGCAGGCCAGGACCACGAGCAGGCCUUCUCUAAGGUGGUGGUGGAGCUGAGGAAGAGGUAUCCGGGUCACAUCCUGCCCGAUGAGGACCUGCAGUGGGUGUUCGUGAACGCCGGCGGCUGGAUGGGCUCCAUGUGUCUGCUGCACGCUUCUCUCACAGAGUACGUGCUGCUGUUCGGGACGGCUGUGGACACGGGCGGACAUUCAGGUCGUUACUGGGCAGAAAUAUCAGACACCAUCAUUUCCGGAACGUUCAGGCAAUGGAAAGAAGGAACCACUAAAAGCGAGACGUACUAUCCAGGGGAAACUAUCGUGCACGCGGCGGGAGAAGCCACAUCAGUGCAGUGGAGCGCCGGGACGUGGAUGGUGGAGUACGGCCGAGGAUUCAUUCCCUCCACGCUGGGUUUCGCUCUGGCCGACACCGUCUUCAGCACCCAGGACUUUUUAACACUGUUUUAUACCGUACGCGUGUAUGUGAAGAGUAUGAUCCUGGAGGCUAGCACUUUCCUCACCGACACCGGCGUCCUCUGAAAGAGGAGAACCGGCGGCUCGUCGUAUUGGAUGUAUGGAAAGCACUUAAUGUAAUCACUUUUCCAGCUAUUAAAGGUUUUAUUUUCCGUACUGUACAAAGAGUUUAUCAAACGUCUUUUCUAAAGGUAAAACACAUUUUCGAUCAACACCCUGUUUGUGGUCCGGUGUCUGUGUUUGAAUGUGGCGAGAUGUUUUAGCAGCUCAAUACUGUCCAGAAACGGUUAUUACGAGGUAUGGGGGGGAAUAAAGAAAAUUCAAAAGGUAGCUUUCUGUAUUUCCAGAUCACACUCUUUGCACCUUUAAUAUACUGUGAAUAUUAAUUGUUGCUUUAUUUUUCAUAAGAUACAUUGUUCAAAAUCUGUCCAAUCUGUUCAGCCUGCAGUCGCUUCCAGAAUAAACCUAUUAAUUAGUAUUGUU
This is a messenger RNA of Puntigrus tetrazona (Sumatra barb), 1223 nucleotides long. RefSeq names its product sigma non-opioid intracellular receptor 1 (gene sigmar1). The record is from RefSeq and is a predicted model, not a curated record. Bases 138 to 806 code for a protein of 222 amino acids. Gene Ontology annotation, cellular component: endoplasmic reticulum. NCBI's taxonomy places the organism in Eukaryota, Metazoa, Chordata, Actinopteri, Cypriniformes, Cyprinidae. The transcript is spliced from 4 exons.